AUGGUGGUGAAAAGUGACAAUGAAUGGAUUGAUGGUUCGCACUUGGAUGCAGCGCGUGUGACUGAAAUCGUUGGGAGAAACGGUCCAGAUAUGUCGGCGAAAGUAGCUGGUGCUCCGAAAACUUCGGGAAAAGAGUCCUCAUUCAAGGACAAAGACAAGCCGGAAAGUGUUCGCAACAGCAAUAUUGUGGCUGCAAAGGCGGUGGCAGAUGCUGUUCGAACAUCGCUUGGUCCUCGGGGAAUGGACAAGAUGAUCCAGUCUGGCAACGGUGACGUUACUAUCACCAACGACGGUGCGACGAUAUUGAAUCAAAUGAGUGUCGUUCAUCCAACUGCAAAAAUGCUUGUUGAGCUCUCUAAAGCUCAAGAUAUUGAAGCAGGUGAUGGCACUACAACUGUUGUGGUAAUCGCUGGCGCUCUGUUGGAUGCUGCGCAAACUCUUCUUCAGAAAGGUAUUCAUCCUACUACCAUCUCGGACUCAUUCCAAGCUGCCGCAACCGAAGCAGAAAAGAUUCUCGUAGGAAUGAGCUCCUCUGUAGAUCUAUCCAACGAUGAACUACUUGUCAAAAUGGCAACAACUUCUCUCAAUUCCAAGGUGGUCUCCCAACACUCUUGGCUACUCGCCCCAAUGGCAGUGAAUGCUGUCAAACGUAUCAUUGAUCCUGCCCAUGACGCAUCUGUUAACCUAAAAAUGAUAAAGAUCAUCAAAAAGAUGGGAGACACCGUCGAGGAAUCUGAAAUGAUUGAUGGAGCACUAAUAGACCAGAAAACAAUGGGUCGCGGAGGGCCCACUCGUGUCGAGAAAGCCAAAAUCGGCCUGAUCCAAUUCCAGCUUAGUCCACCAAAGACCGAUAUGGAGAACCAGGUCAUAAUCUCUGACUACACUCAAAUGGAUCGUGCUCUAAAAGAAGAACGUCAAUAUAUUCUCGAUCUAUGCAAACAGAUCAAGAAAGCUGGGUGCAAUGUGCUUCUUAUUCAGAAGAGCAUUCUCAGAGAUGCUGUGAACGAAUUAUCGCUGCAUUUCCUUGCAAAGAUGAAAAUUAUGGUAGUUAAAGACAUUGAACGCGAGGAUAUAGAGUUUUACUCUAAGAUCCUCGGAUGCCGUCCUGUUGCUUCGGUGGACCACUUUGUCCCAGAAGCAUUAGGAUCUGCCGAUCUCGUUGAGGAAAUCCCAUGUGGAGCUGAUGGAAAAGUCAUUAAGGUCACUGGUGUUGCUAAUCCUGGACAAGCAUGCUCCAUUCUCCUUCGUGGUUCCAACAAAUUGGUUCUGGAGGAAGCAGAACGUUCUCUUCACGACGCGCUUUGCGUUGUCCGAUGUUUGGUUAAGAAAAAGGCACUCAUUCCUGGUGGAGGUGCACCAGAAAUGGAAGUUGCUGUACAGCUGCGUCAGCUAGCCCAAAAACAACUAGGAGCACAACAGUAUUGUUGGCGAGCAUUUGCAGACGCUCUUGAACUAGUGCCUUAUACGCUUGCCGAAAAUGCUGGUUUGUCACCGAUUCACACUGUGACUGAAUUACGUACGCAACAUGCCAAUGGAAAUACUGACUAUGGAGUUAACGUCAGAAAGGGUUAUGUUACUGACAUUCGUGAAGAAAAUGUCCUGCAACCUUUGUUGGUUACUCUUUCUGCGGUUAAACAGGCAUCGGAGUGUGUAAGAUCCAUUCUCAAAAUCGACGACAUCGUUAUGGCCGUACGCUAG
Necator americanus (New World hookworm) is the source of this 1698-nucleotide messenger RNA. RefSeq lists its product as uncharacterized. The coding region runs from base 1 to 1698 and encodes 565 amino acids. Gene Ontology annotation, biological process: protein folding. The record is from RefSeq and is a predicted model, not a curated record. NCBI's taxonomy places the organism in Eukaryota, Metazoa, Nematoda, Chromadorea, Rhabditida, Ancylostomatidae. The transcript has 15 exons. Gene Ontology annotation, molecular function: ATP binding; ATP hydrolysis activity; ATP-dependent protein folding chaperone. Gene Ontology annotation, cellular component: chaperonin-containing T-complex.